Molecule: messenger RNA, 1584 nt
Organism: Cryphonectria parasitica EP155
Lineage: Eukaryota; Fungi; Ascomycota; Sordariomycetes; Diaporthales; Cryphonectriaceae
Exons: 2
Source: RefSeq, a predicted model, not a curated record
GCAUCAAGGUCUCUAGUCUCCUCAUGGUCUCCCAGCACCCAGGAUCUGUUCUCGCAGGGCAUGACAUUCCUCGAUUCUUUCUAUGACCCACGAGCUGGAUACCUAUACGAUCUGUCGUCUGCCGAGGGUCUGCGCCAUGAGUCCAGACAGACUGUAUUCUACGCGCUCGGCCUUUUGGCUCGUAACCAAGGCCAAGAUGCAGUCCAGGCGGCCAAGAUCUUGUACAAUAUCGUCGGUGGCCAGAUCACGGACCCGGAUAGCGGAGCAUAUGGGGACUACCAAAUCUACCCAGAGCAGCCCGCCUUUGGUCCGGGCUACCCAGCCGAGGCGUAUGGGAAUUAUUACCCAAUUUCGCGGUCCAUCAUGGGCAACGCGAUGGUCGUCGCGCUCGAGGAGUUUCCUCACCUUCUUUCGGAGGACCUGGUCGGCACGCUGAAGUCAUCGCUGGAGCUGAAUCUGAAGAGCAACUUCACGCCCACACAGGCACCCUCUGGCACCGCCUACUCCCUUACGACCUCGUUUCUAGCCCUCUGGGGCGGCAAGAACCUUCCCAACCUGAGUAAUACCACUGGCAUCAACGCCACCGCCCAAGGUGCUGCGCUGGCGAAGCAGGUCAUUGACAAUUUUGACGAGUACGGCAGCAUCCCCGAGUACAACUCGGCGCCGUACCUGACCUUCACCUUCUGGCCCCUGGCCAUGGCCGCGAAAUACCUCGGCAACGACACGGAGCUGGGGCAACGCGCACCAGAUCUGAUUGCCAGCACCUGGACCAGUCUCGGCGAGUGGUACCACGCCGACCUCAAGAACUUGGCGGCGCCCAUCUCGCGAGGCUUUGGCUACGACCUGACCAGGUACAUGCACAGCUUUGGCCUCUACCUGUGGGACAUGGCGGGCCACGAGAACUCGCCCUUCUACCAGCUCGAACAUGUCAACCCCAUCCCGCGCGUUACUGACUUUGCCAACACGAUGAUGACAGCUCUGUACUCGUCCACCAUGAACCAAUAUGUUCCUGCAGACGUGCUCGCAGAAAUAAAACAGUUCUCGGGAGAGAGGUCCGUCAACGCCACGGCCUUCGUCGCAGCCAAGGACCUAGUGACGCAGAAUCUCACGGCCUGGCUUUCAGACAAUAUCACCAUCGGUGCCGUAAGUUUCAGCCAGGUAGCGGCCGGCGGGCCCUACACCGAGUCCAUCUACAUACCGGGAGCCAUCCAAUGGCACACCGGCGGGCUCGACAACGAGGUCGGCUACAUCAACGUCUAUCCGAACGAGGCGAGCAUGCACAUUGUCGCAUCCGCCAACCUGCUCAACGUCUCGCUGCCUGAUGCGACGGCGGGCAGUACUAUUCAGUUCCAGGUUGUGGCUUUUGCUGACGGGCACACGUUUGCCUCUUGGGACGACGCGACGGGGCUGCUGGUUCAGGCCAGCGGUACGGCCGAUAUGAACUAUACGGUUGGCUUUGCGGGAUCUCUUGGAGGGACGGGCGGCUCACCGAUCGAGGAAUUUGAGUUUUGGAAUGUCACGUACUCAAUGCCUUCUGAUUUUGAAGCGGGAGACGUUCCAUGGAUCGCUCUCGAAGUUUCCACA